Pseudopipra pipra is the source of this 4762-nucleotide messenger RNA. RefSeq names its product cytosolic carboxypeptidase-like protein 5. The record is from RefSeq and is a predicted model, not a curated record. The transcript is spliced from 8 exons. Bases 1831 to 4551 code for a protein of 906 amino acids. Gene Ontology annotation, molecular function: extracellular matrix constituent conferring elasticity; protein binding; zinc ion binding. Gene Ontology annotation, biological process: proteolysis; protein deglutamylation. NCBI's taxonomy places the organism in Eukaryota, Metazoa, Chordata, Aves, Passeriformes, Pipridae.
CCUGCCCGGGGCGGGGCGGGGCUCUUGGCGAAGGCGGGGCCUUUACCCCUGGCCCCGCCCCCCGGGCGCUCCCCGCCCCCUGGCAGCCGCGGCGGCUCCUUCUCCAUACAAGGCGCGGCGCGAGGCGGGGGGCGGGGCCACGGCGGGGGGCGGGGCGGGGAGCCCCGGGGCGGCCGCGGCUAAUUAGCGCUAAUGACACUAAUGACAGCUCAUUACAGCUGAUGACAGCGGGCAGGGCCGCGGGGCUGGGGUGGGACGGGCUGUACUGGGCUGUGCUGGGACGUACUGGGAUGUGCUGAGCUGUACUGGGGUAUACUGGGAGGUAGUGAGGGAUACUGGGCUGUGUACUGGGCGGGGGUAUACUGUGGUGUGCUAGGAGUCUUUCCACUGUGCCUUUUGUAACCGGACCUGUCUGUCUCGCAUUGGCCUUUUUAGCCCCCAGCGCGCUUGUAGCAAAUGUGGGUAGAGCCCUUCCCAAAUCCUCGUUCGCGAAGCCCAGCCAUGAUGAUGAGGAGGACAUACUGGGAUGUGGUGGGGUGUACCGGGGUGUAUUGGGAUGUAUCGAGGUGUACUGAGGUGUAUCGGGGCACACUGGGCUGGGUGCAGGAUGGGCCGCAGCCGGGGAGUCCCAGCAGUGAGUCCCCCGGGGUCCUGCCACCACCCUGGUCCCCAUCCCUGAGCCCCCUGGCUGUGCUGGGGCGGAGCGGGACCCCCACUGACUGUCCCUGCUCGGCCUCAAAUCCCUGGCACUGGCUGGAGUACCCUGGGACACGGCAGGGCCUCAGCCCCCCACAGCCCUGCGGGACCCCCACUGCCCCCUACGGCCUCUGAGGGCACAGAGAAGGUGACGCCGUCCCCGUGGGGACAGCCCAUUGCUGGGCCCUGGCCAAGCCCGGCCCCGUGUCCCCCACCCCCGCGUCCCUCCUCCCCCAUGUCCCCUUCCCCGUCCCCUCCCCCCUCCAGCUGCCGGCAGCUGUUUGUGCUUAACCCACGCUCGCAGCUCCCCGAGGGCGGGGGGUUCCCGCGCCCUGACGUCACCGUGGGGUCGGAGCCAAGGCGUGAUGUCACCGGGAGGCCGUGACAUCACCGCGCGGUCCGGGGAAGCCAUGGCGUCACCGCAGGCCUAGGACCGCGGUGGCCCUGGGUGGCCGCGGUGUCACCGCCGGCUGCUCCAGUGCCCCCGGUGUCCUCAGCGCGGUGUCAGGGUCGGGCUGGGGGCGCGGGGCAGCGCCUGGCUCGGCACCGGCACCGGGACGUGUAACCUGGCACGGGGACACGGGGACACGGGGACACGGGGACACAGGGACGUGGCAGUGCUGGAUGCGGUGCCGGGACCUGCCGCGGCUGUGCCCGGGGCAGAGCGCGGGGCGGGGGCACCGGCGGCCGGGUGGACGCGGGGCACCGUGCGAGGCGGCGCCGGUGGCGGUGGCGCUGGCAGUGCUGGUGGCGGUACCGCAGCGGUAGCCCCGCCGCCCCGCUGGCCGCCCGCGCCCUGGCCCCCUGCCCGGCCCCUCUGGCUUCCCCGGCCCGGCCUAACGAGGAGCAGAUGUGGCGGCGGCGGGGCCGGCGGGGCCGCGGUGCCCGGCGCGGCCGCGGCGGGGGCGGCGGUGGGCAGGAAGCGGGGGGCCCCGGGGACCCCGCCGGCGGGCAGCGGCAGCGGGGCGGCCCUGCCGGCGAGGGGCUGGCCGAGGGGCGGCCGGGGGGAGGGCAGAGCCGAGCCGUGCCGAGCCGAGCCGCCCAGAGCCGCGGAGCCGCGACGGGACACCCUAUGCGCUCCUGAGCCGCGCCGGACCGGGCUGACCGAGCCGAGCGGAGCCGCCCCAGCCCAGCAUGGCCCCCUGGCUCUGGCCGUGCCUCCUGGCCGCACAGGCCCUGGCCGCCAACUUUCCCCCCCGGUACAGCCUCUACACCGGCGGGGCCGCCCCGCUCGCCCCCGGCGCGGCCGCGGCCCACAGCGGUGCCCGGGCCGCCGGCCGGCACAGGAACUGGUGUGCCUACGUGGUGACGCGCAGUGUGAGCUGUGUGGUGGAGGACGGUGUCGAGAGCUUCAUCAAGCCGGACUAUCAGCCCUGCCCCUGGGGGCAGCUCCAGUGCCCCCGGGUCCUGGCGUACCGCAGCUUCCUGCGGCCCCGCUACAAGGUGGCCCAGCGGACGGUGUCGGAGCUGGCCUGGCGCUGCUGCCAGGGAUACUCGGGCCCAGACUGCACCGAGGGACCCGCGCCAGCGUCCCCCCAGCCCACCGGCCGCCCCCCGCCCCGGCCCGGCCGCCCCACGCUCUCCGGCUUCGGCAACACCCUCAGCGGCCUGGGGGGUGAAGGCGGCGGGGACGCGGAGAAGAUGCGGCGACUGGAGGAGCAGGUGCGGCAGCUGAGCGAGCAGGUGGAGGAGCUGCGGGCCGGGCAGGAGCCGCCGCCCCGGGGGGCGGAGGGGCACCCCGGGGGCGAGCAGCCGGCCGACGCGGCCGCCCCCGCAGAGGUGCGGGAGGCGCUCAGCCACGUCCAGAAGCGGCUGGAGGAGCUGGAGACCCGCCUGCGCCGCACCGAGGGCGGCCGGGACGGCCCGGGGGCGCCGGGGGGCCCGGGGACCGCGUCACUGCUCGACCUGGAGCGGCGGCUGCAGGAGCUGUGCGCUGCCUGCACGAUCGGCACCGAGGGGCUGCGGCGGCAGGCGGCCGAGGACCGGGACCGCAUGCGGGCGCUGGAGAAGCUGGUGGGCUCGGUGGACAAGCGCAACCGGGAUGCGGUGGAGUCGGUGCAGCGGCACAUCAGCAGCCUGAGCAGCCGCCUGGCCCCUGUCCCCCCUGCCCCGCCACCCCCGGACGUGCUCCGGCGCCUGGCGGAGCUGGAGCGGCGGCUGGAAGGGCUGCCGGUGCCGGCGGCGGGGCCGGGGCAGGGGCCGGUGCUGGCGCGGCGGCUGACGGAGCUGGAGGGGCGGCUGAACGCCUCCCGCGCCGGCCCGUGGCCCUCCGAGCCCGAGGGGCGGCCGGGGGGGCUGCCGGGGCGCCUGGCCAACCUCAGCCGGGCGGUGGAGGGGCUGGCAGCCAGCGGGGCUCAGCGCGGCGCCCGCCUGGACGAGCUGGAGGGGCUGCUGGCCCGCUGCGGCCACCCCUGCCCAGGGCAGGACGGGCACGACGGGGCCCUCGGCCCCCACCUCCGGCAGCCGCAGGACACCGAGGGGCUCCGUGGGGCCGGGCUGGCCGGGACCCUGGGGGGGCUGCUGGGGGCACAGGGAGAGGCGCUGGUCGAGGAGCUGGAGGAGCUCCGCAACCGGACGGGGCGGCUGGAGGCAGCGCUGGAGAGGCUGAGCGGUGACCCCUGCGCCCGGCCCUGUGCCCCUCUGCCCCCCCGGGAGCCAGAGCAGCUCCAGCCCGGCCCCACGGAGCCAGGGGAGCUGGAGGCACCGCUGGAGGGGUUCGGCGUCUUCGGGGGCACGUCGCCCUCGGAGCUGCGGGAGCUGCGGGGGGAGCUGGCGGCAGCGCUGCGGGCCCUGAGCGGCCUCAACGCCACGGUGGAGGGGCUGCAGGACGCGCUGGAUCAGCAGGACGCCCGGCAGCGCCAGCUGGGCUCCAUCACCGACCGCGUGGUGGCCGAGCUGGACCAGGCGGCGGCGGCGGCGGCGGCGCGACAGGCCGAGAGCGAGGAGCGGCUGGAGGCUCUGGCGCGGGAGCUGGCGCGGGCCGGGGGCUGCCCGGCGGGGCUGGAGCCGCGCGUGGCCAAGUUGGAGGGGGUCUGCGAGCAGCUGGAGGCGGUGGCCGGGGGGCUGCGGGGCGUCCGUGAGGGGCUGGGCCGGCACGUGGCCGGGCUGUGGGGGGCCGUGCGGGACCUGAACGCCACGGCCCGCGCCCAGGCCGCGCUGCUGGAGAAGGCGCUGGAGCUGCCGCCCCGGCUCGGAGCCCUCAACGCCAGCCUGGGCCAUCUGCGCGGGGAGCUGAACCGCCUGGCACGGCUGGAGCGCCACGGCCCCCCUGGCCCCCCUGGACCUGCUGGACCUGCGGGCGAGACAGGCCCUCGCGGCCCACCUGGGCCUCCUGGAAAGGAUGGAGAGCAGGGUUCCGUGGGCCCCCCUGGGCUGCCCGGAGAGAGAGGCGAGGUCGGGGAGCCGGGCUCGGUGCCCCGCGUCGCCUUCUCGGCCGCCCUGAGCACCCAGCGCACGGAGCCGGGCACCGUCCUCUUCGACCAGGUGCUGCUCAACGACGGCGGCUCCUACGACCCCGAGACAGGCACGUUCACGGCACCGGUGCCCGGGCGGUACCUGGUGAGCGCGGUGCUGACGGGGCACCGGGGCGAGGGGCUGGAGGCCGUCCUGUCCCGCUCCGGCCACGGCAUCGCCCGCCUGGACUCGGCCGGAUUCCAGCCCGAGGGGCUGGAGAAGGGGCCGGUGGCCGCGCAGGCCCCCAGCCCCGGUGCCCUCGGCGUCUUCAGCCUCCUGCUGCCGCUGGCGGCCGGCGAGACCCUGUGCGUGGAGCUGGUGUCGGGGCGCUUGGCCCACGCGCCCGACGAGCCCCUCACCACCUUCAGCGCCGCCCUGCUCUACGACGCCGAGGAGCCCUAGAGCCGCCGGGCCCCCGGCGGGGGCACAGCUGGGCCGGGGGGUCCCCACACCCCCACGGGACCCCCCCCACCCGCCCCCUUAUUUAUCAGCACCCCUCAGCCCUCGCUGCCCCACCGUCACACGCUCCCGCCCCACACCACCCGCCCCGGCCCCCCACGCCGCCCCCCGGCCCCCCACUGCCCCCAAUAAAGACGCGGCACCGGGUUUUGUA